Messenger RNA from Klebsormidium nitens, 2364 nucleotides. The record is from the annotation of a GenBank genome assembly. Lineage: Eukaryota; Viridiplantae; Streptophyta; Klebsormidiophyceae; Klebsormidiales; Klebsormidiaceae.
AUGUCCCCGCCAGUAGACGCCACUCCUGAAUCCCCAACCCCGCCAAGACCUCUUCCCUCUCUAGUUCCUCCUCCCGUCACCGAUGUUGCUCCAGAACCCUCAAGGUUUGCCCCCACCGCAGAACCGUCUCCCAAACUUCCCAACCGCUCAAACAACAGCUUCUCAAAACCCCCACCACAGUUCUCGCGCCAAAACUCAGCUCGCCAGGACUCGGGGAUCCCCCUCCCGGGCGGUUUGAGCAGGCGGUCUUCUGCCAUUUUGGGGUCGGUUCGGGGGAUCCUCGGGCGCAGCCAGCACAGGAAGUACAGGAGCCGAGCUGGAUCCGUCGCUGGUUCAGCUGUGGAGUGGAGCUCGCAACUAGAGCCGGGAGAAACUUCAAGUUUCGUCCCGUCUGUCAGUCGACGGCCGAGCGAGAUCCCCGAGCUGGAAGAGGGCCAGAAUCUACUGGAUGCUGACUCGGAUACCGCCCGGUUAAGGAGUAACCGGUCGGUUUGGGGGAUCCCCCGGAUUGGGCUGACACGGAAAGCGCUCGUCGGGGCUGUUCACAGUCUGAAGCAGAGGGCCUGGGGGGGCGGUGUGAAAACCCUCCGGUGGGAGAAGAAGACCGCGAUCCUGGCCAGCAAAGUCGGGUUCACAUGCUGUCUCGCGUCGCUUCUGAUCGUCGUCGAACCCCUGCGGAAAAUCUUCCAGGGGUUCGGAGUCUGGGCGGUUAUUACGGCAGCUCUGGUUUACGAGAGCAACAUCGGAACGUCGCUAAACAAGGGGUUUAACCGGAUCAUGGGCACCGUGAUUGCGGGCGGGUUAGCGCUUGCGGUUAACCGAACCGCGCCGCUGUUGGGCGCCUUUGAGCCCUACUUCGUACUGCUGAGCAUAUUCACGACGACCUGGAUUCCAGUGUAUUUGCGCUUCAGUUCGCCGCUGAAAGACCAGUGGAACUACGCGUGUUCUAUGGCGACCAUAACCGCCCACCUGCUUAUCCUGGGCGGCUAUAAGCAGGCGGGGGAGGCAAUCAAAAUGCCGAUGGCGCGUUUCCUGACAAUCGUGGGAGGGUUCGUAUUGGCGGCCGUCGUGAAUUUGAUGGUCAAGCCCAACUUUGCCGGCGACAAUCUGCACGCGCUGGUCAGCAAGAACUUCAAGACGGCUGCUGACGUGGCCGAAAAAUGCGUGGAGGAGUACGCGAAAGGCACCGAAUUGGACCCGGUUCCCGAGAUCCUUGCCGGGAAGAAGAUCGAGGACCAGUUGCACAGUCUGUACCACGGAAUCGUCAUGUCCGAGUCGGAGGUCGACAAAAUGAUGGGCGUCAUCUCGUGGGAGCCGCGCCACGGCAAGUUCACGGGGCGCUACCCCUGGGAGCUGUACGGUGACGUCACCGACAACCUGCGCUACACGGUCUACGUCAUCAUCUCGCUGGACAGCUGUCUGCGCGCGGAGAUCCAGGCGCCCAAACUUCUGCGCGAUAUCUUUGCCCAGGAGAUGACAAUGGUUGGUAAAGAGAUCGGGAACGUCCUGCGACUCCUCCACCGGAGCCUGAAAGACAUGCGCCGGUUCGCGCUUCACGAGGCGCUUCAACAGGCGGAGAUCGCCGCGCUGCGCCUGCAAAUGCGUUUAUUCGACAACGCGCACCGCCUGCUUAUGGACAGGGACGCACCGAAGAACGAUAUUGAGGGUCUGUCGAAACCGGGGGAGAAGCAAUUCGUCGGGGGUGUCAACCGAGAGGAUGAGGAAGUAAGAGGGGCAGACGUGGGCGUUUUUCAGGAGAGCCCAAAGAAAGGAGAGGAGAGCAGUCGAAGCUCGCCGGAACGAACCGGGAAGGAAUCCCGAGCAGCUUGUGGAGAAAAUGAGAGGGAGUGGGCAAAGGGGCUGAGAGACGUGGGCGAUUUGAGGUCGGGCGAUCUGAGGGCGGUUGAUCUGGGGAAGUCGGGAGGCGACUCGCCGGGGCGUUACUCCUGCUUUAACGGCGGUGGGAAUGCGGUCGGGGGAGACGAAUCGGAGGAGUGCUCGGACAGUGGAAGCGACCAAACGUCAGAAGACGGCUCAGAAGCGGUUCUUCUUUUGAGCCGGCAAAGACUGGCCGAGGCCUCGGAAGGCUACACCGGGGGCGGAAACCGGGCGCAAAUGGGCGGGGGGGAUAACCCAGGGUUAAGAACUGGGUUUGUAGAUAACUAUGCGGAUACCCACUACGACGGCACGUUGGAACGAGUGUGUGCGAUGUCGCUCGUGAAGUUUGCGUCGACUCUGAUCGAGUGCGUAGCGGGGUUACGUUUUUUGGUGGAGUCGGUAGAGGCGCUGGGCGAACGGGCGGGGUUCGAGGACCCGGAGAAAGGGCCCGGGGAAGGGCUGAACCGGGAGGAAUGGGCGGGCUAA